CUUUUACGUCAUGCGUCGCGCACGGCAACGUCGCGUCCCCUUCGCUUGGGCUGUGAUUGACAAUAAUGGCGACGAGUCUGUGUUAAGUUGUUCGGUUUCAACGGAACCAGCUUGAAAAUCCAUCCUAAGGAGACGGGCUUACAUGCAUUCGGAUCCCGGAGCAAAAAUGUAAAAGGAUCUCUAGCUUGGAAAAGAACGGAUAACUCAUUCGAGGAACAUUACAGUUCAGGUAUUGGGAUUCCGAGGGAAGCACGAAAGAGAAAUUAUAUCCCUGAGAUCGCGCUGACAACAACAACCAGCAUACGAAUAAAAAAAGGGAUUGUUUUGUUAUUUCUCCUAUUUAAGAAGGAAUACAAGAUAAGCCUUCCAGAUGUGGAACUGCUUACUAUUACAACACAGCAUUUAAGGGGACGCAUGCAGAAACCUCUAUUCGCAUAUCAUCACCCCGUUUUUAAAGAGAGCUUGUUUGGGAAGGAAAACAGAAAAGUGGAUUGAAAAGUCAUCACAAAAAGUUGAACAAAUGUGUUGAACAUAUUUUAGUUGGACGUUUUGAACACGUUUCGUGACCUUCUGUAUUGAAAUUGAUACUUCGAACUUUACUUUUUUUUGUCGUGGAAAUGAGUGGUACUAAGUAUUAAAGAAAAGGCCUAACUGGUUAUACAACAGAAGCGCUCUUAAUUUGUAUAAAGUAGGUUGGUUGUUGUACUUUGUUGCACGUUUUGAAGACUUGCCUAGCCAGUGAGAACGUCUAGGAAGAAAACGAGACCUCAAACAUUGAUUUGUUUCGCAACUGGACGCCGACAGUUAUCAUCGAGAUCAGUACAGACUGAUCUAAGCCCACAACGAAAACAGUCGCCAAAUGGCAAACUGAAACGAGUGCUUUUUUUACCUUUUGAAAAACACCGUCCCUUAAUCAUUUGCACAACAUAUUUCCAAAUAAUUUCUGGCGCAGCUAAACCCCAGACACAGCAGCGAUGACCAUGUAAACUAUGCUGUUUUGUAUGUGUGUGGUAUAGGUGCAUUCAGACAUAAAGGAAUGUGUUUGGUUAUACUUAACAAACUAACUUUAUAGUUUGUAAGAACUACAGUCUUCUGCUUUUGGAACUCAAUGCAGAAAGCCUAAAAAUAUAUAUAACUGUUGUGGUUUAUCGUGUCAUAGUGAUUUUAAAUGACAACCGGCAGGAAUAACCGAAUCAUGAUGGAAGGCGUGGGUGCCAGGGUGGUCCGGGGUCCAGAUUGGAAAUGGGGCAAACAGGAUGGCGGAGAGGGCCAUAUUGGCACCGUCCGCAGCUUCGAGAGCCCAGAAGAAGUGGUGGUCGUCUGGGAUAACGGGACUGCUGCCAACUAUCGCUGCUCGGGGGCAUAUGACGUCCGAAUAUACGACAGUGCGCCCACAGGAAUCAAGCAUGAUGGGACCAUGUGUGAUACUUGCCGUCAGCAGCCGAUUAUUGGUAUCCGUUGGAAGUGUGCAGAAUGUACAAACUAUGAUCUGUGCACAGCUUGUUACCAUGGAGAAAAACAUCAUCUGAGGCACAGGUUCUACAGAAUCACCACACCGGGAAGUGAGAGGGUUCUGCUUGAGUCUCGCCGCAAAUCUAAAAAAAUCACUGCCAGGGGUAUCUUCACUGGCUGCCGGGUGGUGCGAGGAGUGGACUGGCAGUGGGAGGACCAAGACGGAGGCAACGGGCGCCGGGGCAAGGUGACAGAGAUUCAAGACUGGAGUGCAGCCAGCCCUCACAGUGCAGCAUAUGUUCUGUGGGACAAUGGGGCCAAGAACCUUUAUAGAGUGGGGUUCGAGGGCAUGUCUGACUUGAAAUGUGUUCAAGAUGCAAAAGGGGGGUCAUUUUACAGAGAUCAUUGCCCUGUGCUAGGUGAACAGAAUGGGAACCGGAACCCUGGGGGCCUGCAGAUUGGCGACCUGGUGAACAUUGACCUAGAUUUAGAAAUUGUGCAGUCCCUGCAGCAUGGACAUGGCGGGUGGACUGAUGGCAUGUUUGAGACCUUGACCACCACAGGCACAGUCUGUGGCAUUGAUGAAGAUCACGACAUUGUGGUACAGUACCCCAGUGGAAACAGGUGGACGUUCAACCCUGCUGUGCUGACGAAGGCAAAUAUGGUUCGGAGUGGAGAUGCAGCUGCAGGCGCAGAAGGGGGCACCUCCCAGUUUCUUGUGGGAGACCUGGUUCAGAUCUGCUAUGACAUUGAGCGAAUCAAGCUUCUCCAGAGAGGACAUGGCGAGUGGGCAGAAGCUAUGCUGCCAACUUUGGGGAAGGUUGGUAGAGUCCAACAGAUCUAUUCUGACAGCGACCUGAAGGUGGAGGUUUGCGGGACAUCCUGGACUUAUAAUCCUGCGGCUGUUACCAAGGUAGUCCCAGCAGGCUCUGCUGUGACCAAUGCAUCUGGAGAACGUCUGUCUCAGCUUUUAAAGAAGCUCUUUGAAACACAAGAAUCUGGAGAUAUUAAUGAAGAACUCGUUAAAGCAGCUGCCAACGGGGAUCUCGCCAAAGUUGAAGACUUGCUGAAGCGCCCUGACGUUGAUGUGAACGGACAGUGUGCUGGGCACACAGCUAUGCAGGCAGCCAGUCAAAAUGGACAUGUGGACGUGCUAAAAUUACUGCUCAAACACAGCGUUGACUUAGAAGCAGAGGACAAAGAUGGAGACAGGGCUGUGCACCACGCAGCUUUUGGAGAUGAAGGGUCGGUUAUUGAGGUUUUGCACAGAGGAGGUGCGGAUCUGAAUGCUCGAAACAAGCGCAGACAGACUCCUUUACACAUUGCAGUAAAUAAAGGUCAUCUGCAAGUUGUUAAGACUUUGCUGGACUUUGGCUGCCAUCCCAGUCUUCAGGACUCUGAAGGAGACACCCCUCUUCAUGACGCGAUCAGUAAGAAGCGGGAUGAUAUGCUGUCUGUGCUUUUGGAGGCCGGGGCUGACGUCACCAUCACAAACAACAAUGGAUUCAAUGCGCUUCAUCAUGCUGCGCUACGAGGGAACCCCAGUGCUAUGCGGGUUCUGCUGUCUAAGCUGCCAAGGCCCUGGAUAGUGGAUGAGAAGAAGGAUGAUGGGUACACCGCCUUGCAUUUGGCUGCUCUCAACAAUCACGUGGAAGUAGCAGAGUUACUGGUUCACCAGGGCAGCGCCAGCCUGGACAUUCAGAAUGCUAACCAGCAAACUGCUUUGCACCUGGCAGUGGAACGGCAGCAUACCCAGAUUGUCAGACUGCUGGUUCGUGCAGAAGCGAAGCUGGAUAUCCAGGAUAAAGAUGGAGACACUCCUCUCCACGAGGCUCUCAGACACCACACCCUCUCCCAGCUCCGCCAGCUCCAGGAUAUGCAGGACGUCGGCAAGGAGGAUAGCCCUUGGGAGCCAUCGAAAAACACUUUAAUAAUGGGCCUGGGAACUCAAGGUGCUGAGAAAAAGAGUGCUGCAUCGAUUGCCUGUUUCCUCGCAGCCAAUGGAGCAGAUCUGACUAUCAGAAACAAGAAGGGACAAUCUCCACUGGAUCUCUGCCCUGAUCCCAGCCUCUGUAAGGCAUUGGCAAAAUGUCAUAAAGAAAAAUCAAGUGGACAGGUUGGCUCUCACAGCCCCUCGCUGAUCAGCAACGACUGUGAAACACUUGAGGAGUGCAUGGUAUGCUCUGAUAUGAAGAGGGACACCCUCUUCGGGCCCUGUGGGCACAUUGCCACCUGCUCAUUGUGUUCUCCACGGGUCAAGAAAUGCCUCAUAUGCAAGGACCAAGUCCAAUCCAGAACAAAGAUUGAAGAAUGUGUGGUAUGUUCGGACAAGAAGGCAGCUGUGCUCUUCCAGCCUUGUGGCCACAUGUGCGCCUGUGAGAACUGCGCCAGCCUGAUGAAGAAGUGUGUGCAGUGCCGCGCUGUGGUCGAGCGGAGAACACCUUUCAUUACGUGUUGUGGUGGGAAAGGUAUGGAAGAUCCCACUGAUGAUCUUACCAGCGCAAACAUCCCUGCUUUUCAGAGAGACAAGGACAACACAAAUGUUAAUGCAGACGUGCAGAAACUGCAGCAGCAGCUGCUGGACAUCAAGGAACAGACAAUGUGCCCGGUCUGCCUGGAUCGACUGAAGAAUAUGAUCUUCAUGUGUGGCCAUGGCACGUGCCAGCUAUGCGGUGACCGAAUGAGCGAAUGCCCCAUCUGUCGCAAGGGUAUUGAGCGCAGAAUCCUCCUCUACUAGACAAGGGAGAAGGGGAGAAAGAGGAAGUGCCAUUGCAGCUGCCUGAGUAGAUGCGAUUCAGCAAUUAUAUAUCUUCAAUAACUGACUUUUGUUUUUUUAAUUGCUUUUGUUUUAAAUAAAAAAUAGUGCGGUUCUCCAACUGUAGAUGGUAGAGGAAAAGGUUUAGAAAUGAAAGAAUUCAAGAAUCGGAGGCCAAAGCCUGAUAGUUCUUCUUACUGUUGCUGGCUCCUGUGUUUUCUUUUUUAAAGCAAGUAUAUCUUUCAACUGCUAUCGAUUGUGAAACAGUGCAAAACAGUACUCCAUUAGUGAAAUAUGCAAUGCACCGGUUCAUUGUAAUGAGCAAGGAAUUCAAAUAUUAAAGCAAUUGAUUGAGGUCAUGAAAACUGCACACAAGGGAGGGCAGCAAGUGUAGCAGAGCACAGUUUGGAUGCUAUUAAAUAGGCUGUUCAUUGAAUCCUAGCUGAGGCAAUGCUGCUUUUAAUUAUUAUUAUUAUUAUUAUUAUUAUUAUUAUUAUUUUUUAUUUUAUUUUUUUUUGUUGUGUUUUUUUUUCUUUUUUUUUUUUUUAAUAUAGAAGAAUGGCAUAAAUGUUUUAACACUAAACCCAGGAUUGUUCUCAAUAUAGAUAUGUUGGCAAUCAAGAACCAAAGUCAUUCAAAUGAACCAGCACUUCCCUAGAGGUAUUACACAACUUUAAAACCUGUUGUCUUAUUCUAAACUUUCUCUCGCUGUUUUUAUCCUAGGUAAGCUUAGUAUAAGCAUUUUGAAAACAUUUUGCUUUCUACGUGCAUUACAGUGGUUACACCAGACAUUUACUGUGGAAAUCUAGCAUAAGGGUGUGGUCAUAUAUAUCCACUGGCCCAUGAAGCUGUGUGCAUCACAGUCCAGGCAUUGUUUUAAAACUAGAUUGUUAGUGUGGUAUCAAUUAUAUAUGGUUCAGAGUCUGGACUUAUUAUUUUUUUAUUUUGCAAUUUGCUGUUGGUUUCACUUGUGCUUGUCACCCCAAGUGCAUGAUAUCAAUCAUUUAGAAAAUAAAUUGCUUUUUCAAAAACUGUUUUUCAUUGCAAUUUGAGGUUCAGAGUACAGUAGUCAAACACAAGGCAGCCCUAUACUGCCACUCAGUAUUGAAAAUGGCACAGUGAACAGAAAUGUACAUGGAACAAAUAUAUUUUCAUUUUCUCUUGGUAACGUAGUGCAUUCAAAUUAGUGUGUGUGUGUGUGUGGUGUUUUUUAUUUUUAAUUUGUUUUUAUUUUUACUAAAUGCAUCAUAAGCAUAGCAGAACCUGAUUUUGUGGACUUGUAAACCUGGUUGCUUAGGCAACUCAAUACAAAAUGGUGAACACUACAAAGGACAAAAUAGCAAUUGUGCACCGUAGGUAAUGUCAUUUUUUGUUUCUGAAGGCAAAAAUAAUAGCUGAAUGUGCCAGAAUUGCUCGUCAUCAUCAGAACAGAACUCAAUUUGAAAAUAUUGCAUUGACACCAUUUUCCUAUGGUGCAAGACAUCCGACUUGACCUGUAUAAAAGAAUAGCAUCUAAAGUCUUUAACAUCUGAAGUAGUCUUUAGCGUUGAUUUUCAAAACUGUUUAAACUACACUACACAUAGAUAAUCGGGCACAAUCAUGGUGACUUUUUCAUACAAUUAUUAUAGUAGCUGUGCAUUGUUGAACUAAAUGUAGAUUUAUGGUAUUGCAUAUUUGAUUUUUAAAACUGCCGUUCUUAAGCGCAUUUUGACACCUUUUUUUUCUUGCUGCAGGAAUGAUUAGCAUAAAAGCACACUUAAUAUAUCUGUGUUUAAACUGUAUAAGCUAGCUCCACUAGCAUGUAUAUUCAUCUUAAAAUGUAUUGCAUGAAAUAUUGAUAGCCUGCUGAAUAAGGCAGACUGCUGUUAACUGUUUGAUUUUGCAGACCCAAACUAUGUCGAUAACGGGAGGAGAUUGCUUGCAGUGUUGAAGACAAUGGAGGUCAGGGCUGUCCUCUAAUAAUAAUAGAUGACUGCUCAAUGAAAAUCAUAUUAAAAAAACAAACAAAAAAAACUGUUAACCUGGUUUCAAUUGACUUCUUUAUUCGUAUAAACGUGACCUGAAAAGUUUAAUUUUCCACUAAAAGAAUGUCUCUGCUCAUACAAAAUCAGGUAAUCUGCAAUGAAGUGGACAAUCAAAAAAAGGUUUUAUCAAUGGAAGACCAAAUUUAUUUUAGAAUUGUCCCUACUCUAAAUUGGCCUUUAGCUGCUGCCACUAUCUGCAGCUUGUAUUCAGUUAAAUGCUCCUUUGUUUUCUUGUGAGCAUUUUUAAUGUUUAGGUGUUUUAUGUAUUGAAGAAGAAAUGUGCAGUACCUCUACAAAUGUAUUCAAGUACAUUUAAACAAAUCAAGCGUGUUGUUUUUUUUUUUUUUUCCAGUUUUGUUGUCUUGCAUUGUCCAAACUAGGUAAUGUUUAAAUUGAUAUGGUCUUUGUCAAAACGUGAGCAAUUGGAGUCCUGAAAAUAUGAAUGUAAUUUCAGAUGAGAAGGGAAGUGUGCAUGUGUGAGAUGUGGGGGGAAAGUAAUGGUGUAUGUGUUAAAAAGAAACUUAAUAAGGACUGAUACAAGGUGCAAGCAUUUUAGAUAUAAGCCUUGUAUUAGAGUUCAGCACAAGUCUGCAGUGUUUGUACCGAAGCAUGGUCUCAGUGGCUGACAAUGCCCUAUGCAAAUGUUAUUUAUUUUAGAACAGAAAUAAGCUUUGGCUUUGACUGCCUAGUUUUAUUAUCGACACGUAUUAUUAUUAUUAUUAUUAUUUAUUAUUAUUUUUUUUUUAAUUUAGUCGUUGCCAAUUAGUUUUUAUUAUUUUCUCUUCAAUUUGAAAUACCCAAUUAUUUUUAGGCUCAGCUCACCACUACCACCCCUGCGCUGGCUCGGGAGGGGCAAAGAUGAACACACGCUGUCCUCCGAAGCGUGUGCCGUCAGCCGCCCGCUUCUUUACACUCUGCAGACUCACCGUGCAGCCGCCUCAGAGCUACAGCGUCGGAGGACAGCGCAGCUCUGGGCAGCUUACAGGCAAGCCUGCAGGCGCCCGGCCAGACUACAGGGGUCGCUGGUGCGCGGUGAGCCGAGGACACCCUGGCCGACCUAACCCUCCCUCCCCCCGGACGACGCUCAGCCAAUUGAGCGCCGCCCCCUGGGAGCUCCCGUCCACGGUCGGCUGUGGAAUAGCCUGGACUCGAACUUGCAACGUCCAGGCUAUAGAGCGCAUCCUGCACUCUAGCGAGUGCUUUUACUGGAUGCGCCACUCGGGAGCCCUCGUAUUAUUAUUUUAACAUUUAAUCUAGAUGCACAAAUGUACUGUCUAAUUGCUAGUAAUGUAUUUUAACUUGGUAGGUUUUUUGUUGUUGUUAUCACGAAAGAUCUUUCUUCACAAGGUGUUGCAGUACAAAUCAGUCUGUUCUCUUUUUUUCCAAUCAUUGUUACAGGACUUGUUAUUACUGUUUCCUUUUCUUUUUUUUCUUUUUUUUUUUUUUUUUUUUUUGCUUCAGUGUUUGUGACAACUGCAAUAGCUUUUGUAACAUGAAAGCUGUUUAGUUCACUCUGUAUUGCUAAGUGCUUUAAAAUAAAUGCUUUGUUUAAAUAAACUGGUCUUUCAAGACCAACGCUUUAGAAAUAAACACCACUAUGCCUCA
Messenger RNA from Acipenser ruthenus (sterlet), 7836 nucleotides. RefSeq names its product E3 ubiquitin-protein ligase MIB1. Gene Ontology annotation, molecular function: ubiquitin-protein transferase activity; protein binding; zinc ion binding. Gene Ontology annotation, biological process: protein ubiquitination. The record is from RefSeq and is a predicted model, not a curated record. NCBI's taxonomy places the organism in Eukaryota, Metazoa, Chordata, Actinopteri, Acipenseriformes, Acipenseridae. The transcript has 21 exons. The coding region runs from base 1169 to 4189 and encodes 1006 amino acids. Gene Ontology annotation, cellular component: cytoplasm.